Mustela erminea (ermine) is the source of this 3022-nucleotide messenger RNA. RefSeq names its product C1q and TNF related 7 (gene C1QTNF7). NCBI's taxonomy places the organism in Eukaryota, Metazoa, Chordata, Mammalia, Carnivora, Mustelidae. The transcript has 5 exons. Gene Ontology annotation, molecular function: protein binding. The coding region runs from base 2019 to 3002 and encodes 327 amino acids. The record is from RefSeq and is a predicted model, not a curated record.
AAAUGAAUAAAUAAAUCUUUUUAAAAAGAUUAUGUCCUUCUCCCCUUUCUCUCCCUCCAUCAUGUGGGGACACAGUGAGGGGCAGCCAUCCACAAGUCAGGGUAAAGGCUCUCACCAGAACCCAACCACGCUGACACCCCAAUCUCAGAAUUUCAACCUCCAGAACUGAGGAAAAUAAUUUCUCUUGCUUAAACUACCAGUCUAUGAUAGUUUGUUAUGGUGGCCCAAGCCAGCUCCAGUAAAGCCCAGUUAGAAAACUGCUCUUAGAGAUGAUAGAGUGCAAAUCUUAACUGCAAGGACAUUCAAAGAAUGAAUUUAUGAAACGGCAAAGGAAGGGAAUAGAAUAAAUGAAUAGGACAGGGGGGAUAGGCUUGAACAUUUUCAUCAAUGAGGCUGAUCUCAAUCCAUCUGCUGUUGGCUGUGACUACUUCUGAGAUGCACACAGUCUCACAUGGGUCAAAACACUAUGGAUGACUUUCUGUGUGGUUGAGCAAAACCACUUUCUCCUGGUUUUCAUUCUUAUUGUUGCAUGAGAGAUGGGACACUUAAACUCUAAGAAAGAAGACCAGUAGUGGCCAAAAAGUGGAUCCAAGCACCAAGAGACAGCAUGACAAGGGAAGAAAAGCAAAAUAUGCUCUUUAAAGGGAGAAGGGGAAAAAAAUGCAAGAACCCAGGAUCCCCGGCACCCAGGGGUGCAAGCCAAUGAAAAAAAUGGGAAGAGGUGGUGGCACCAUACCGUCAACAGUGCUCUAUGUGUGAAAUGCUAUGCCAGAUGUUGGAAAAUACUACUUCACCAUUUCAAAACCUGCAAAGGUUGAUAAGCACUAUCUCCAUAAAGACUCCAUUUGAUCUCAUCAGAGCAAAAUGAGGCAAGCACAGCAGGACAGGGAUUAUGUCCCCAGGUAGGAAACUGUGGUUUGGAAUGCUUCAUUGGAGUUCCCUUGGCUGGCAAGCAUUAGAGGUGGUAACCAUGCCUCCAUUUUCUGAUUCCAGUCCCAGUGUCCGUUCUGUGACAAAUGUCAAGACAUGCUCUGUAUUUUUGCAUCUGAUCUUGACUUGGUUUUCCAAGUCAAAAUUUUCUCCAUGUCCUAUCUCAUUCCCUGACCAACAUGACCAACUUUUUGGGAGGCCCCCAAAAAGUCACAGGAUGGCUUCUUCCAGAACACAAAAUAACAUUGAAUGGAUUAUGAGAACUGAAGGAAGAAGAGAACCAUGUAGAUGGGGACCUACUGACAAAAGCCACAUGGUAUAAUGACUUCCUCCUUGGUGAGACUGUCCCAUAGCGAUCCCGAUACUGUGAGGCCACACAAGGAUAACUGCUGUUUUGAUUCCCACUUUGCACCUAUGAGAAACUGAGGCUCAGAAAUAUGAAGGACCUUGUCCAUGAUGUUCAUUCUAAGCAUCAAGAGUCAGAUGACAAACCCUUGUGUCCACCUCCAUCUCCCUAUAGGGGAAUGAGCGCUGGCAUGACAGCCAGGAGGCUCUUGGUUUCCAAUCCUUCCACUCACUUCCCAUGCCAUCCUGGUCAAACCUUGUAAACUCCAGGCUUCCGUUCCUUCCACUCUAAACUGAAGGGGUUGGACUGCAUGGUCUCUGAGAAUGUUCUCUAAGGUGGCUGGUAAAAAAACAAUCACAAGUACUGGAACACAUUUUGUCCAGACUCUUUGUGCUGUUUCCCAAAUAUAAUUCAGGGAGUCAGCCAACAGAUAGAAGAGGAUAUUUAUUGUUGCUGGUGAGGUCGACGGAUACUUUUUUUGAGCUCGAUCACACAGGAGGUCUGCAGGCCACAGCGUCAUUGCACGUCAUGGGCCCUGUGUGCUGCUCCCUCUCUCCCCGCCACUGCUCGAAGCCUGGGAGAACGCUUUUGAAACCAAUCAGGAAAUUACUUAUCAAUCUGAAGCCCCACAGAGUUAUGAGUGCUCCUCGCUGCCAAAGGGAAGGGGAUUUCGAGUGAAAGCUCCACAUCUGUGCGCAGUAGAAUUCAAAGACUCCAGCUGUUGGAAGGUCUUGCGAGCAAUAUGCAGCAUCUCAGAAACAAGCUUAAGUGUCCAUCGAUGGAUGAAUGGAUAGAGAAAAUAUGCUCCGGUCAUGAUCUCAGGGUGGUGAGACAGAACCCUGUGUUGGAGCCAAAGAUGUUUAUCUUGCUCUAUGUUACAAGUUUUGCCAUUUGUGCCAGUGGACAGCCUCGGGGUAAUCAGUUCAAAGGAGAGAGCUACUCCCCAAGAUAUAUCUGUAGCAUCCCUGGCUUACCUGGACCUCCAGGACCACCUGGAGCAAAUGGCUCCCCAGGGCCCCAUGGUCGGAUUGGCCUCCCAGGACGAGAUGGUAGAGACGGCAGGAAAGGAGAGAAAGGUGAAAAGGGAGCUGCAGGUUUGAGAGGUAAGACUGGACCCCUGGGCCUUGUUGGAGAGAAAGGGGACCAAGGAGAGACUGGGAAGAAAGGACCCAUGGGACCAGAGGGAGAAAAAGGAGAAGUAGGUCCAGCUGGGCCUCCUGGAGCAAAGGGAGACAGAGGAGAGCAAGGGGACCCAGGGCUGCCUGGAGUCUGUAGAUGCGGAAGCAUUGUGCUCAAAUCUGCCUUUUCUGUUGGCAUCACUACCAGCUACCCAGAAGAAAGGCUACCAAUUAUAUUUAACAAGGUCCUCUUCAAUGAGGGAGAGCACUACAACCCUGCCACAGGGAAGUUCAUCUGUGCCUUCCCAGGAAUCUAUUACUUUUCUUAUGAUAUCACAUUGGCAAAUAAGCAUCUGGCAAUUGGGCUAGUUCACAAUGGGCAGUACAAGAUAAAGACAUUCGACGCCAACACAGGGAACCAUGACGUCGCUUCUGGGUCCACGGUCAUCUAUCUGCAGCCAGAAGAUGAAGUGUGGCUGGAGAUCUUCUUCACUGACCAGAACGGCCUCUUCUCAGACCCAGGUUGGGCAGACAGCUUGUUCUCCGGAUUUCUCCUAUAUGUUGACACAGAUUAUCUAGAUUCCAUAUCUGAAGAUGAUGAGCUGUGAUUAGGACUCAUGUCCUGAAU